Molecule: messenger RNA, 3736 nt
Organism: Daphnia carinata
Lineage: Eukaryota; Metazoa; Arthropoda; Branchiopoda; Diplostraca; Daphniidae
Product: ataxin-2-like protein
Exons: 11
Coding region: 37-2934 (965 amino acids)
Biological process (GO): cytoplasmic stress granule assembly
Cellular component (GO): cytoplasmic stress granule
Molecular function (GO): RNA binding
Source: RefSeq, a predicted model, not a curated record
UUUCAUCCCAAGUUGAAAUUUUGGAGGGGAAACACAAUGAAUAAAUCCAAGGCAAAAAUGGGCAAGCCCACAACCCCUCAAAAUACUUCGGGGAACUGCAAUGUUACGAGUCGCAACACACCACCUUCUAGAAACAAAACAGACAAAGAUAUCCCUUAUGAAGGCAUUUAUCAGAAUUUAAGAUUUUGUGAAACAAUUACUUCCCUUAUGGGGAAUACAGUUCAGAUUCAACUUUCGAAUGGGAAAAUAUUUGAAGGAAUUUUUAGCACGUUUUCUCCUCAGUUAGAAGUUGUUUUAGAACUGGUUCAUACAGUUGACCCCAGCCAGCCUGAUAAAAUUGACAUUAAAUCAGUUUCUAGGGAGGUUGUCUUUGGUUCCCAAAUGAUUGUUAUGAUGAGCUCCAAAGAUGUGGAACUAGAUUAUGCAACUAAAGAUUUUGCCACUGAUACAUCCAUUAGCCGUUUUAAUGGGCUUAGUGGAGAGAAAGAGCUUGAGCCCUGGGAGGGUGAUGGUGAUGAUUGUAACAUUUCCUUGGACAAUGCUAAUGGAUGGGAUCCCAAUGAAAUGUUUGCCAGGAAUGAAAAAGUCUAUGGAGUUCAGUCUAGUUUUGAGCAAGACUUGUCACAGUAUACGUGUAAACUGGAAAGGAGAGACUCUGCCGAAUUCAAGGAAAGAGAAGCUCAAGCGUCACUCCUGGCUAACAGUAUCGAAGGGAACGCCGCCUCUAAAGCACAGGCGGAACUCGAAAACGCUAGUGAUGAAGAAGAAAAGUACUCUGCCGUGGUAAGGCCCAGCCAUGAUCGUGAACGCCGAGAGCCCCGUGACUUCCGAGACUUUAGUAACCGCUCAUCUGACCGAGGAGGGACCGCAGCGAGUGGCAGCGGAGGAAGCACGGCAUCCACUAAUGCCGGUGGGGGUGGUGCUCAUAACUCGAAAUACGUUCAUCCGAAUAAGCGGCCUAUUAAAGGUGGUAUUCAAAAUAUGGGCAAGAUUAUGCGCUCUACGCCACCUCCCCACGGUGCCCAUGGAGGGCACGCUCAUUCUAACCUAGCUCCUCGACAUCAGUCGGUAGGAGGAGGUGGUGGUGGAGGCGGCGGAGGUGGUGGAUCUUACCAUGGGGGUAACAACUACGAUGGCGAUGGCCGGGCUGUUCACACUUCGCAGUCGCACCCCAACAACUCGGGGCCAGUACACCAUGGAGGAAGCUACCAUCAGGGUGGGCCACAACACCAGCCAUUCCAAGGAUCUUCUCAAGGGCGGGGCUCUUCUUCCGGUCCAUACUAUAACCGCUCCCAAGGACCGCCUGGUGGUUAUAACAAUAAUAAAACCUCUGCUCAACAAUCGGAUUCUCGCUUGGCGAACGGCGACGAGCGCAAAGUCAACCGCGACUCGGCUUACGACUCGAAAAGUAGUCACGCUCCAUCCCAUUCGCACGCCCCAAUUUCUUCACUUCCCCAACGCGACCACGGUCCAAAAGAGCAAAGGAAGACGUACGCAGGCAAGACUAGAGAUGACCAAAACUCGGAUCUGAAGAAAUUUGGUCAAGAUUUUCGCCUGGCAUUAUCCGGGCCAGCUGAAACUACCCCUGUUGAAGAAAAUAAAGCAGCUCCUUCUCCUACGACAGGCAAUCCGGCUCCAACACCUAACAAAACAAGCACUCCUCCGCCACCGGCUCCAGUUGCACCCGUUGUUUCGCCAGCCGUUGGCGCCACAUCUGCCUUGACUCCUGCCGCCCCAACGGCACCCGUGGCUACGCCUUCUGCUCAGACUGUUCCGGCACAGCCAUCUCGUUCACCGGUUGUCAGCCCCGUGCAGGUCAAUGCGACGCCUACUGUGGUCACGCCUCCUGGCGCUAGCGUUGGCACUCCUCGCGAAGCAACACCAGUGGAUGAUAAAGUAGGCGAAUCCGUAGAAAAGAUGUCAGACACACUGAAGAAAUCAAGCUUGAAUCCAAAUGCGAAAGAAUUCGUUCUAAAUCCAAACGCACGGGUCUUUGUACCGACUCCCCCUCGGUCUCAUACCCCACAAACUCAACAAGGUGGUCAGAUGUUAAUACCUGCACCCAUGACCCAAUUAGGACCCAAUAUGGGUGGUGGUAUGGGUGGUUCGGGUAGUCCUGCACAAGGUCUGCCUUUAAUGCCCGUUGUCCACUACGUUCCUGCCAAUCCAGGUGGAGUACAAAACCAGGGACCCAACCAAGGUGGUAACCAACCACACUACACAGCCCACAAUCCGGGCGGGACGCGAUUCCGCAAGCCCUCACCGAUGCCCGUCCAUCGACCGGAAUUAGCGUCGCCGAUGCACGUGGCCGCCGCCACGGGACAGCCUUUGAUGGCACCUGCCCCAAUUGGUGGACCACAGCUCUUCUAUCCGCCGCAAGGUGCCAUGAUGCAAGGAACACCCCAGCCUUAUACACAGUUGUACGCGAUGCGCUUAGUUGGACCGCAGAUGCAGGGCAUGGUUUCAAAUUCGUCAUUCGGUGACACAAUGACAACGGGACACGGUCCAAUCUACAUGACGUCACAUAUGUCACCGGGCCAUGGUCAAGGAAUGAACAACCAAGGUCAAAUGGCACCUUCGCAGCAGCAGCAGCACCACCACCCUAAUUCGACUCCGUCGCCAGCUCAACAGCACUCAAUGGCCCAGACUCAAAGCGGGAAUCCCCCUCAAUUGAUAUACCAAACAGCUGGAGGACAUCAUGGACACUCACAAGGUCCCCUCCAUAGCCACCAUGCCCCCUAUCCUAUGGUGUUGCUCCCCCCGGGUCAUACCCAGCUGCCACCGGGCGUCUCCGGACCGUCAGGCGGUCCGGGAGGCCCACAGGGCGUGCAGCUCCUUCCGCUUGGCUCGUCGGCCGCAAUGGGCAUGCCCAUACCUCAAAUUCAUUACAUUCAGCAAGCCCCCGGUAAUCAAGCACUUCAACGCUUGGUCUGAUUUGCUUUUAGCAACAAAAUAAUUUAGGAAAUUUUUUGAAUUCAAUUAUCAAGUCAAGUACGGCUGGUCGGUCGAUUGAUUGAUACUUUGUGUUUGAAGGAACAGGUGGGCAGCCUUCCCAUAUGCAACAAUUGGUCCCUCAUAAUCAAUAAGUUGUCCACGUACAGAAACAAAACCAGAUACAAAACACAAAAAAAUUUCCAAACCAAUCAAAGUCUACCUACAAGAAUUCAAUUCAUCUCUUCCCAUAAUUUUCCUUCGAUUUUGUUCUCUAGAAAGAAGUGAAAGGGGUAAGACCACUUCCUCCUGUUCAUGAAACGACAGACGACCUAGGCAACUGGUGAAACUGAGUGAACAAAAUUUUUGUAGUGGAUUUAUUUGAAACCAUUGCCAUCUGUUAGUUAGGCCCAUUUUUUUUUUGGCGUACAAAAUAGGUGGCAAAUGUUUCAAUCGCCCAUCUAACCUGUAACUGACAGAAACGAAUAUUUUUUCAUCAUAUUUUUUCUUGUUCCUUCUUGAAUUUCAAAACUUUUCAAUCUGUGCAGCUGUGUUUUCGGUAGACUCUUUUUCAGCCUGCACUUUUUUUUUAUUUGAUCUGUCAGAAUAAGUUUCUGGAAACAACUGUCAAGUUAAACAGUGGCUGAAUUGGAACCCUUUGAAAUCCAAUUCAACUUGAAUCAAUUAAGAUUUUUCCUCUGGAAAAAGUCAACUACCCUACUGAGGAAUUAUUUAUUGAGAACUUUUUUUAAAAGAAUUUUUUGUUUUAAAAUAAUUUCCCUCUUCAUUGCCCAAUAUCCUGAAA